AUGUCUGAAAAUAAACCCAAAUCCGAAGAUGUACAACAACAAAGCGAAACAACUGCCACCAAUUCAUUGCAAUCCCCCACAGAGCCACCAUUAUUUCCACCCGCAAAACCUGGCAAAAAACCCGAUUAUGGUACCAAUAACACCUUGGAGCUGUUAGAAAAAAUACCCAGUAAAGUUGUAGAGAUGAAAUUAGAUGAUGUCCUUACCGCUGUCAAGGAUGUCGACAAUUUAUGUGAUUAUGCCCGCUGCAAGGCGAAAACAAGUCUAAUGGGUCAGAAUUGUGAUCAUUGCCAGAAAAGAUAUUGUUUUAAACAUGGCCUACCCGAGGUGCAUGGUUGCGGUGAGGCUGCCAAAAAGACGGAACGUAAACAAUUUCUACACCCGAAGCCGGUGAAAACGGUCCGCCAGGAAGAAGAAUUGGAAAAGGCGAAAAAGAAAUUGCAUUCCAAGCUAAAGGAUAUGCAAGUGGGAAGGAUGCAGAAAACGGGUGAUUUGCCACAAAGUAGUCGUGGUGGAGGUGGCGGGGCAAGAAAAAAGAAAGCGAAGUGA
Musca vetustissima is the source of this 549-nucleotide messenger RNA. Its product is annotated as DNA-binding protein SMUBP-2. The transcript is spliced from 2 exons. Lineage: Eukaryota; Metazoa; Arthropoda; Insecta; Diptera; Muscidae. Gene Ontology annotation, molecular function: zinc ion binding. The record is from RefSeq and is a predicted model, not a curated record. The coding region runs from base 1 to 549 and encodes 182 amino acids.